Physella acuta is the source of this 1331-nucleotide messenger RNA. RefSeq names its product putative leucine-rich repeat-containing protein DDB_G0290503. NCBI's taxonomy places the organism in Eukaryota, Metazoa, Mollusca, Gastropoda, Physidae. Gene Ontology annotation, molecular function: protein binding. The record is from RefSeq and is a predicted model, not a curated record.
AUGGAAUGUGUAGACAAGACGUCUGAGACAAAUCUGACAAUGAAAGAUGCGAUCACUAUGGUAGCAGCAGCACAAAGCACAUUACUAGAACAAGCAGAUGUGUUGGCUGAAUUCACCAAGUUGAAUCUUCCAAUGGUUGUUAUGAGAGAAAAGACAACACCAGAAGAAGGUGUAUGUAAUUCUGAAACAAUAAGAAGACUGCAGGAUAUUGAAAUAACUUUAAAUUCUCUACGAGACACAAAACAAAAGACUGAAGAUGACAUAUCAGAAAUAAAACAAUGGAGAGAUAAAUUUGUAGCAGAACAAAGUACCUUUUGGAUAAAUAUGGAAGAAUUAUCGAAGAAUCUAAAAGAUAAUUUUAAAACCCAAGGGGAACAAAUAAUUGAGCAAGACAACAAAAUAAAAGAGCUAAAUCAACAAAUUAACAGUUUGAAAACAAAAGAAUCAGACACAGACAAAACAAUGGAGAAACUGUCUCUAGAUAUGAUAGAAUAUGAAAACAACCUGCACACACUAAAUAAAGAGAUGAGAGUUUACACAGAGAAAACAGAUCAUGUAACACAAGAAAUUCAAAAACAUUCUGAUUUAAUAUCUGCUAAAGAGAAAGAUGGAUUGCAAAACAACAGACAAUUACAAAACACAUUAGAAGAAUUAUUGUCAAAGUAUGUUGUGAUAUGUAAAAUUUUACAACAAAGGUUAGUGCCUAUAGACAAAUUGAUUGAAGUAUAUAAUCAGAACUCAGAGGCUAGAGGAGAUACGAUGAAAAUGAUUGAUGCUCUUCAAAUCGACUUUUUUAAGUUGAGACAGGAUUUUCAGAAAAUUGUAGCCAAUCAACAAGUGAAACAACCAAUGCCUGGAUUUAUUGCUUCAAACGGUCGCUGUGACGCGGUAGACAACUUGAAUUACAAAGUAAUUACAUUCGAAUCCGUGGAACGUGACAUGGGAAACAAUUUCAAUCCAGCUACUGGAGAGUUUACCGCCCCUGUUGAUGGCCUUUAUGUAGCAAAAUUUACAAUUCAACAGGAAGGAUUUCGCUCAGUAGGAGCUUUGCUGAAGCACAAAUUUAGUACUGUCGGUGAUGUGCAUACAAAUAGUCAGUAUGCUAAAUCAUCAGGACGAUUUAAUGUUAGAAUGAAGAGUGGAGAUGUGUUAUACUUAAACACCUAUAGUGUUGACUGUAUAUGUACACAUUUUUCAUGUUUCUUUCAAAGCGAGUAAUACUUGGACCGUUUUGAACAAAGUAACUAGCUAGUUAUUUAUGUUUUAUAAUUAUCUUUAGAACUGUAAUGGUCUCGUGGUUUUUUUAGAACUUUUAUAUGUAAUAUUUAAAA